Messenger RNA from Menidia menidia (Atlantic silverside), 4035 nucleotides. NCBI's taxonomy places the organism in Eukaryota, Metazoa, Chordata, Actinopteri, Atheriniformes, Atherinopsidae. The record is from the annotation of a GenBank genome assembly.
UUGGCCCUUCGUCAAACUGGCGCGCCUGCGUCGCAGAAUAAUGACGUGGUCGCCGCCUGGCAAAUAGUGGUCCCAGCUGUGAUGCCUCCGGUCAUGUCUCAGAUUGGUGAUCCGAAGAUUGCCUUUGCUUACCUGCGACCGGCCUGUGUCCUGCUCACCCGAGAGCCCACGGUGACCAAUGUAGACGCGCUGAGCGGGCAGCUGAAAGACGUUAACGAUGCCACGCUGCAGCAACUCCAAGAGUAUGUCCUCUUCCCUCUUCGCUUUGUUCUUAAAGUCCCCGGGCCUAGGAAGGAGAAGCUGGUGCAGGCAGUGGCCGAGGCCAUUAGCUACGUUCUGGAGAACACCUGUGUCCAGAGCUGGGAGACGCUCCGUGACCUCUUCUCAGAGCUUUGCCUCUGCCUCUGCUCGCCCGCCGACCCGGGAAAACCUGCAGACGCAUCAGAGGAGCUGAAAACGGCGGUGCUGAGGUGCCUGGACGCUCUGCUUCACGCCGCUUAUGGGGACAUAUUCUUCAGACUCUAUGAGCCUGUCAUGCUCCCUGGACUGGGCGCUGCCAUAUCGCUGCUGCUGGCAUUAGGGGAGAAGGAGAGAUCUCGGGAUAUACAGGUGGCUGCCCUGAAGUGCCUCCAGACUUUGACCCUGCAGUGUGACUGCACUCAGGAGCACGUGGUUCCAUCCUCAGAUGAGCGGCGCUCUGUGGGCAACACCAUGGCUUCCUUCUUGCCCGGGAUAACUGUGGCUGUUGCAAGGAUCAUCACAGGAGAUUUAAGACAAGGCCACUCAGUCACAGUCAGAGCGAUGAAGGUGUGGUCCAGUUCUGUGGGGCUGGUCAUGGAGGAUGUACAGCUGCAGACCAAAGAGUCCUCCACGUCCCCCUCCCCAGACCUGGGCCGGGUCGGGCAGCUCGUGGUCCGACGGACGCCAGAUUGGGUGAAGAACACGGCGGGGAAACUGUCUUUGCUGCUGCAGAAGAUAAUCUCCUGCACUUCAGCCCACCUGCACUGGAGAGUAAGACUGGCCUUAGUGGAGCUGGCUGACUUCCUGCUGGCCGGGUGUGGUCAGUCACUACAAGAGUGUGUGGGGCCGCUGCUGGAGGCCCUGGUGGGAGCCGUCAAUGACGAGGAACCCAGAGUCCGAGAGAGGUGUGAGGUUGCUCUCAGAGAAGUUUCACAGAGGAAUCGGGGAACCGGUCAACAGAGCAGCGGCAGUCAGACGUUCACCAGCGUCCUGUCGGAGAAUCUCCACGCGUUAGCCACCUCCCUUCCCAGGCUGAUGAGGACCUCUGACGACCAGAAAAAGCUGUUUGUCCUGAAUGUGUUUCUGGGGUACAUUAAAGUUCUUGGACCGCUCGUCUCUGUGGUGCUGAACUCCGCUGCACAUCUGGAGAGGAUUUCUAAGGCCUUGAUGCAGGUGUUGGAGCUGGAUGUGAUGGAUGUUCGUAUCGUAGAGGAAAGGAGUUACUCCGGUACCAUGGAGACAAACUCAGACUCCUGCACUGCUCACAUACAGAGGAAGCAUUUUCUCUACUUCACCGACGAGAAGAUCUUCAGCGUGCUCAUGGAGAUCUGUCGAACGUUAGGUUACUAUGGCAACAUCUACCUGCUGACUGAUCACCUCCUGGACUUGUACCGGCAGUCGUCGGCGUACAGAAAGCAGGCCGCCAUGGUGCUAAACGAGAUGGUCAGAGGGGCUGCAGGCCUUGCUGUGGUGGCGCAGGGUCAGUGUUUGGACAGUGAAGCUCAGGGACAUGCUGCCUCCAAGGAAGACCUUAAAUCUGCAGUGGCCACCAUCAUGGAAGAGUACACCAGUCUGAGCAACUGGCACCUGGCAACUGUGAGCGAGGAGAGAGAGAGAGACUGUCAGGAUGAGCAGCUGCUCAGCCCAUCCACACUCCUCUCCAUAUCCAACAAAACCACAAACUCUCUGCACUGGAUCCCUUCCUCAUCAGCCUCCCCUCCACACCCAUCGUCCACCUCCACCGUCCACCAGCUCAACAGCAACAUCUGGCAGCUGUGCAUCCAGCUGGAGGGCGUUGCCUGCUUCGCUCAGGCUCUGGGGCCCGACUUCCGCCCCCUGCUGAUGGGCUCGCUGUACGCCGUGCUGGAGAAAGCCGGCGACGAGGCGCUGCUGGUCAGCCAGGCUGCGCUGAACUCCAUGGCGGACGUCCGCCAGGCCUGCGGCUACGGCUCCCUGAAGGAUCUGAUCAACGGGAACUCGGACUACCUCCUCAACGACGUGUCGCUCAACCUGCAGAGGCUCAGCCAGCAUCCACAGGCCCCGCGCGUGUUGACGGUCAUGCUGACUCACUCUGACAGCAGCCUGCUGCCGCUGGUCACCGACAUCGUUCAGGACGUGCUGAUGGCUCUGGAUCUCAGCUACGACCACUCGGCCGGCCUUUUCUGCUCGGUGCUGCACGCUCUCAUGAAGGCCCUGGGAAGGUGGUUUCCUCCCACGUGCAGCAGGAUCGCUAAGUCAUCCGGUUCCAAGCAAGCCCACGCCGAGCUAGACGAUUUCGACAUUCGCCAGUUCCUGCUGGAUUACCGCAAGCAGAAAGACUUGGCAGAGGGUGUCGGGAUAGAGGAGGAUGACACAGAGGAUUUGGAGGUCCCUCCUCCGACAGAGUGCGAGGAUGCGGAAGACACCGGUGGUCCUGAUGUGAAAGAAGAGCUCCCCUUACAUCUCAGUAUUACUAAAGAUGUCAUGGAGCGAUGCAUUCACCUGAUGUCUGACCCAAGCCUCAGGCUCAGGCUCAAGGUGCUGGAUGUCCUGGAGCUGUGUGUGCUGGUAAUGAGUGAGAAGGAAAAUGAGCUGCUGCCCAUGGCUCAUCGCUGCUGGCCAGCCCUUCUGCAGAGACUCACAGCAGAUGACCCAUUAGCCGUCCUCAGAGCCUUCAGGGUGCUGUGUACGCUGGGCGAAACGUGCGGCGACUUUCUGCGGAGGAGGGUUUCAAAAGAGGUCCUUCCCAAGCUGAACUCCUCCCUGGAACGGCAGGCCCCCAUCAGCGCCAAGGCCGGGCCGGUCUACACACACACGCUGGCCUACAAGAUGCAGCUGGCUGUCUUACAGGGCCUGGGCUCCCUGUGCCAGAGGCUGGAUCUGGGUGAAGCAGACCUGGACGCCGUGUGCGAGGCUUGCCUGCCGUACCUGAGCUGCCGACAGCCCGUCAGACUGCAGGAAGCCUGCCUGAGUGUUUUCCGACAUUUAAUCCAGGUGGAUCCGGACACCUUCUGGUUUACCUUAAAUGAGCUGCACUGCCCCUUCCCCUACAUCCCACCCCACCCCGACCUGCUGCCCGUUCAGCUGAACGGGAUGGGCAGACCCAGAGACCAGUACUCGGACAACGUGCUGAAGCUGCUCAGAGAGGAAUUCGGCCCAGAGACUGAAACGGCUGACCAGCCAAACACUUAGCCAGCCUGAUGUGGCCAGCUCGUCUUCCAAACUGACUCCACAACAUGUAAAAAAACUCAAAAGAAACUCUGACGUCUGUUCUGAAAGGAGUGAUCAGAUGGGUGGUUUAUUUCUUUUCUUUCUAAAAAGGCAAAUGUUUGCUUUUUCAUGGGAUCAAAGCAGACAGAUCCUCAACGUGCACUGACAGUACACGCAUGUUUCCUCAUUUCAUCUGCUUGUUUAAUAGGCAUACGUUGCAGAUGGGAAUUUUAUAUUCGCUACUUAUACUUGCUGCCUUUGAUUCUCACUCUUUUUCAUAGGGAUAAAUUUGGCACAUUGUGCUUCAGAAACUACUUCAGAACUUUCCAUUAACUGAAACCAUCUUAUGUCAGAUGUUUUGGAUGUAAUCUGUUUUAAGUGGACACCUUUACAAGAGUUUAUUUCAAAGGACUGUAAAUUCUUAGAUAUAGACAUCUGGAACAUCCCUGAAUGACACCAGUAAGAUGUAAUGUAAUUUAUUUCUCAUUUUCUCGGCUCCACUGUUAUCAGAGUUUCGUCCCGUGUGUACGAUGCAUUCAAAUUACCAUUAUGAGGAAAUAUUUGCAGUUGGUAUAAAAAAUAUCACACAUUGAUGUCUUUUUUCAA